Aspergillus glaucus CBS 516.65 is the source of this 3471-nucleotide messenger RNA. Its product is annotated as putative DNA damage repair protein Mus42. Bases 1 to 3471 code for a protein of 1156 amino acids. Gene Ontology annotation, biological process: error-prone translesion synthesis; error-free translesion synthesis. NCBI's taxonomy places the organism in Eukaryota, Fungi, Ascomycota, Eurotiomycetes, Eurotiales, Aspergillaceae. The transcript has 2 exons. Gene Ontology annotation, molecular function: DNA-directed DNA polymerase activity; damaged DNA binding; deoxycytidyl transferase activity. Gene Ontology annotation, cellular component: nucleus. The record is from RefSeq and is a predicted model, not a curated record.
AUGGGCUCGCAGCUGGAUGCAAAUUCCAGCGCUGUGCGCAAACGGAUAGAAAAACACAACUUCGAUGACGAGGAGGGCGAAGAGUAUGAGGCGUCCAGCUUUGGUGGCUUUGCCGAUUAUAUGAGGCGCAAGAAAAUUAAACUGCAAAAUCUAGAUGCAGAGAUACGCGCUUCAUCCGCGGACAAUCCCCCCAUUUUCCGGGGUGUGGUUGCGCAUGUUAACGGCUACACGCAGCCGUCUCUGCAGGAUCUCCAUCGUCUCAUAGUGAGCCAUGGAGGUGGCUUUGUCCAAUACCUUGAGUCCAAGACUGUAGCGACGCACAUCAUCGCCAGCUCGCUGACUCCGAAGAAGCGAGAGGAGUUUCGCAGAUAUCGCAUUGUCAAGCCGGCUUGGGUGGUUGAGAGUGUUAAAACAGGGCGGAUGCUUCCCUGGGAAGACUUCAAUGUGGUGGACGAGGGUCAAAGUCAGAAGGUGCUCAAGUUCAAUAGCGGACGUCUGCUUAGCCAGACGAAUAGUCCUCGAACAGGGUACAAGGACCAAACUAGCUCGAGCUGGUACACGUCGCAAUUGAAAUCCUCGAUCGAUCGAAAGGAUAUAGCCCCUCAGCCCACGCCGUCGGAGACUGCCGGUAAAUCCGACGAACCUCUAAAUACAACAACUCAGUCUGAUUACGGCGAAUUUCCGAGUUUCAGUGCUCUUGAUGAACCGCAAAAGCAGCCAUCAGAUGAUGUACAAGAUGACGAACUACCAGAUUCCAGACCAAGCGUCAACCUCUCGGAACAAUCUGAAGCACAGGGCUUUUCUUCGAGAUCACCGAACAAAGCCAAGCAAACAUCUUCACCAUCUCCCAAGGAGCCUACUCCAAAGCCAGGUCUAACAUCCGAAGAAUACAACGCACAGCUCUUGAAUGAUCCCCGUAUGAGGAGCUCAAGCGUUGUCAAUCCAGAAUUCCUCCAGCAGUACUACAGAGAAUCCCGUUUACAUCAUCUUUCGACAUGGAAGGCUGAGCUAAAAGUGCAACUACAAGCAGCAGCAAAAGAGAAAACAAUAUCCCAAGCGGGCCAAAAUAAGCGUGCUUCGGGAGCAAGACGGUACAUCCUUCACGUUGACUUUGACUGCUUUUUUGCAGCAGUGUCAACGCUUAAACAUCCCGAGCUGAAUGGGAAACCGGUUGCCGUCGCCCAUGGCACGGGGACUGGUUCUGAGAUUGCCAGUUGCAACUAUGUAGCACGGUCUCAUGGCGUCAAAAACGGGAUGUGGAUGAAAGGUGCACUACAAGCAUGUCCGGAACUUCAAGUGCUACCUUACGAUUUCCCCGCGUACGAGGAUGCAAGUCGCAAAUUUUACAGCGCUGUAUUGGCUCUUGAUGGUGUUGUCCAGAGUGUCAGUAUUGACGAAGCCUUGGUGGACAUAACUUCCCAAUGUCUGGAAGCCGGGGGCACGGAUGGCAGGGGUAUAUCCGAAGGAUCCCUCUAUCGUGAACAGCUUCAGGCGGAUGAAAUUGCCCAAGGUCUACGGGACUCGGUCAAAGCCACCGCUGGCUGUGCGGUUUCUGUCGGGAUUGGUGGUAAUAUCUUAUUAGCAAAGGUUGCGCUGCGAAAAGCUAAGCCUGCUGGACAAUUCCAGUUAAAACCCGAAGCUGUACUUUAUUUUAUCGGCAACCUCACUGUCCAGGAUCUACCAGGAGUAGGAUACAGUCUUGGGACGAAAAUGGAAGAUCUUGGUGUCAAAUUCGUCAAGGACAUCAGGGAUAUCUCUAAGGAAAAGCUGCUCUCCAGUCUGGGGCCAAAGACAGGCGCAAGGCUAUAUGAUUAUGCCCGUGGUAUCGACCGGACAGAAGUUGGGAACGAAGUCCUCAGAAAGUCUGUCUCAGCUGAAGUCAACUGGGGUAUUCGAUUUGUGAGCCAAGCUCAGGCUGAAGAUUUCGUGCAAUCCUUAUGUGCCGAAUUGCAUCAGAGACUAGUCGAGAACCUUGUCAAGGGCAAGCAAUUGACCCUGAAGGUCAUGCGGCGAGCUGCGGAUGCACCCUUGGAGCCAGUGAAACAUCUGGGACAUGGAAAAUGCGACGUCUUCAACAAGAGCAUUAUCCUCGGGAUUUCCACCAAUGCAAAAGAAGUUAUCGGAAAAGAAGCAGUCUCUAUGCUCCGGAGUUUCAACAUACCGCCAGGAGAUUUAAGGGGCUUGGGGGCACAAAUGACCAAACUGGAGCCACUCAAAUCUGGCGAAGCAGAGAAACCUGAAAGCAGCCAGCAACAGCUUAACUUCAAGGCAUCUCCAGCCCGGAAGCGCGUAGAGCGCAAUAUCGACCCAGAUAACUUGGAGAGUCCUCGUAAGGGAGAAACAGAAAUAGUCACAUCGGUGACCCACGACCCAGCAUCCGACAGCGGCCACAGGCCGUUGAAUAUCUCCGGUACUCAGUUCAUCCUGCCAUCUCAACCUGACCCCGAAGUCGUCGCAGAACUUCCAAAUGAUAUCUGGUCAAGACUGAAAGCGCAGGCUAAACCUGUACGAGACUCGCGGUCCACGUCUCCCUGUCCUCCACCUCGUCAAGCGCAGGCGCCUGCAACAGAACUUCCCCCCCAAUCUCAGCUGGAUCCCGAAACUCUAGCAGCCUUACCGGAAGAUGUACGCGCAGAGGUGCUGGGUUACUACAGCCAACCCACUAGGGACACCAUGCCCCAGCCUUCGACAUCUUCAGCACCGGCAGCACGCCCUCUAUCCUCCGGUCCUUCGAGAAUCAAGAAGCCCCCGACACCAAGUAAAAAGCGCCGCGGCCGCCCUCCGACAAAGGCAUCCGGCAACAUGACCCUUACACAAAGCUUCGUCCGAGCACGGCCCCCAACCGCGAGCAACGACAGUGAACCACCCUCGAGACAGCUUACACCUCCAGCAGAACACCCGAAGAUAUCAGAAGACUUCCUCGCCGCGUUACCGGAAGACAUCCGCCGCGAAGUCCUUGAAGAUCACAAACGGAAUACCCGUCUGCAGCAACACCAAUACCCCUCGAACGCGAACGUAACCGUCUCAGCCCCUCGACGAGUACUUCAACCCAAGCCUCCUAGCCAACAAUCCGCACAAAGACGCCUGCGUCUGCCCCCGCUCCCGGAAAGACCAACAUUCACAUCCCGAAAACUCUCAAAUAUAUCAGAUCUACGCGAUGCGGUCGGUACCUGGCACACCACUUUCGCAGACGAUGGACCCUUCGCUGAGGACGUGAAAUCGCUCUCUCGGUAUCUGCAGCGCGUUGUCGUCGACGAGAAAGAUGUAGACAAGGCCGUGUCGGUAGUUAACUGGCUGGCAUGGUUGGUGGAUGAUGGGUGUGGGAACGAAGAGGCGCCGGAAAGUAAGCAACCUGAGGCGCCUGAUAGUCCUCGUGAUUCUGUGACGUGGGAUGAUGCUCUUCGGUCCUUGCGUGCGGAUUUGAAUGGUGUUGCUGAGGAGAGGGGGUUGCCGCCUGUUGAAUUUGAUUAA